CUGGUGUGAUUUAAAUUCAGAUGACAAGACCUGAACUGAUAUGUCAAAAGUUGGAAAAGAUAAAACUUCAACAAACCAAGCUUAACGAGAAUUGUUUCAUAAAUUAGAAGUUUUUGCAAGUGCAUCGUGUAUUGUGCUAAAUUUUCUUGGAUGUCGCGGGUUAUACACACGGUUGGGAUCGAUCAUGCGUAGGCUGACUAGGCCAUGAUAUUGAAGGGCAACUUAAAAUUUUGUAUUUUUAUUGUGAAUGUGGAGUGCAUUUUCAAAAAUAUUCAAUAGGAACUCUGGCCUAAAGAGAAAUCAAAGUGGCGAAGUCACAUCGGAACCAACUGAUCAAUCGGAUAAUUUAGACAUGGAUGAUACGUUUACAAAACAGGCCAAGCAUAGAGCUUCCAUCAAAUGGCUGCUUUCAAAAGCAUUUAACAAUAAAGUUCCGGAAAACUUAAGAGAACCGUUUUAUAAGGAUCAUGAGGGCCAAGAGCAUCUUAAACCCCAAAUUGUGGGUGGUUUGGCUAAUGCGGAGAUCUACUGCCGUUCGUUGGCAAAUAUUUAUUCAGACCCUAAUUAUCAUAGCCUCAAUCACAGUGCCAUUUUAAUGACAUUGUCAAGGAAAGGUGUCUCUAUCAGUGAACCAUCUGAUGGAGGUCAACUUACGGAAACAACCCUUAUUCAAACAAACCCUUUGCGAAUGAAUGCCCAUAUGGUUGUGAUUGAAUCCAUCAUGCUUUUGUACGCAAGAGAAGUAGUAACACCAGAUCGCGUGUUGGCCGCUGUUCAACGUUUUAGUCACGGGCAGGGACCGCCACCCCCAAUGCCUAAAAAUCAUGAACAGGGGCUAUUAAUGUGGGUGGAAAAGGCGUGUGAAGCGCUUCAACAGCGUCUGGAACAGGAUAGGUCUGAAAGUACCGCACUGUCGAAUGGUGGAGGGGGCGAUAAACCGAGGCAACCGCAUUUUCAUUCUUGUCGCGACUUGAAGGAUCUAUGCGAUGGUAGCAACUUGGCAGCUCUAAUUUCCUUCUAUUGUCCUGAUGAACUUUCCUGGUCUGACAUCAAAGUUUCGCAAGUGCCCUCAGUUCAGGGCAGUUUGCAAAAUCUUCAAAUCAUACAUGAGUUUUGUGAUCGUUGUCUGCCAUCGUCCAUAUUUCAUUUAGAACCUGAGGAUAUUUUUUACAUGAGCGAAUCGUUGAAGUCAAAUCUUAUUGUUUUUCUCGCGGACCUGUUCAAUGUCAUAGAAAUCCAUCCAGCCAAUUGCAUUAAAGAAAAGAUUUGUGGUGAAGACUUUCCUGCUCGCAAUGCUCACGGCGUUGUGCAUAAACGUAAUCUACUGCAGCCGGUUGUGAACCCCAUACCGGAUCUGCGCAGCGGAAUAGAUAAUCCUACAUCUUCUGCCACUUUUCAAGUUAACAAAUCUGGAUCUGGCAACCCACAACUUCGGAAGGUCAAUUCCCUGCAACAAAGUCAGCAGUCGCUUUCAGAAUUUAGUGAAGAUAGCAUAAGACCUAGCACAGAUGAGUCGUUUGUCGUUUAUAAAGGGCGUAAUAUUCCUACAUUGAGAUCGGUACUUAGUGAAGAUCACAGCAAACUUAGGGGGACCAAGGAGAGACAGGAUGAAAGGGCUGAAGUGGCUGCUGGCAAACCGAGUAAUUGGGAUGAGAACAAAAAGACUGGCUUUGCGGGUAGAAGGAGCAGAAGAAAUUCUAUGACUGACGAAUCUCAAUUAACUAUCGAAAACUUCGGCGGUAGUCAGGAUAAUCUUAGUUUUAUUGGCCGUAAUCCAGACAAAGAGGUAGCUGUUCAUGUGGGAAGGAAAAUUUCCGCGCCAUCUUUCCCUGUCGCGGUGGAAAAUCCAAGGGUUAGAUCGUCGGUACAAGACGCUAGGGGCUCUCUCCAAUUAGGUUACGAUAAUGGCUGUGAAAAAGAAGAUAGCGUCCCGGAAGACAGAUUGAAAAGACAAAUGAGUAGUGAUGACAUUACGUUAAUGAAUUUUAAUUUAAGCAAGGAGAAAUCAGUUAAAGAUUUGGUGGAUGAUGAAGCGAACAACCGUAUGAGCUUUGCUGAUUUGGGGAAACAAAAGAAUAUAGGUGAAUAUAGGGGCAUAAAUUUUAUGAACGUUCAAGAGAAGGAAGACUAUCGUCCAAAGUCGAGUUUCCUAAACAAAUCGACAAAUGGUAAUGCUGAGAAAAAGACAUCUUUUGAUACAUUGCCCAACACAACCACGUGGCAGCAGCAAAGCUUGAACACGCAGAGCCAUGAAACCAGUAAUGGAAAUGAUAAUUUGGCGGGGAACAAUAUAAUGGCAACACAGCUUAAUGAUAUUAGAUUGAAACUUGAAGAAAAACGCCGGCAUAUCGAAAGUGAAAAGAGAAGAAUGGAAAUGGCCAUGAACAAACAGAGGCAGAAAGUUGGUAAGGCAGCAUUCCUUCAAGCUGUUACAAAGGGGAGAGGUAAUUUACUAAAAUCACCAAGUAAUUCUAAUGACCAAAGCCCAAAUGAAAAAUCCCCCAGCCCACUUCCUGAAGUGACAGCAACAUCAAAACCUCAGAGGCCGUUUUCAUUACAGGAAAUAUCCAGUGAUGUAUCAAAUGUAGAAAGAAAGUGGUUUGAUAAUAAUCAACCAUAUCUAGAGACAAGACGGACUCCCGACUUGGAUAACAUGGAUUUAGAACAAUAUCAAAAAUCCAUAGCUCAAAUGAAUUCUAGUCUCACCGAUAUUCAGUCGGACAUACAGCAAUUGGCGGCACAGCAAAGUCAGUUGCAAUUGCAACACGAUCAAAAACUCAUCGCCGAUCAGCAACGCCAGAUUUUGCAUAUGCAACAGCAACAGUAUCAGACGAUGCAAAGACAACAGCAACAACAAUAUGCUCAACCCUACUCUCACCAGCCCCAGAUUUAUCAGCAGCAAGGUGUUCCUGUCCAAAUGCAACCUGCGUCAGCUGCACAACCUAUUCCCGUGUCUUUGUUUGGCCCCACGAAGGCGGUGGAAGAACCCCAGUUUUUUCUCCAUGAUCAUGCCGCACCCGUCGCCCCACCCAGAAGAACGUGGGCGCAGCAGUCGCAAUUAUCUCACGACAGGGGCGAACUGAAAACGUGGGGCAAACCGCAACCCGUCGAAGUAGCUUACAACGAAAGUUUCGUGCUGCACGAUACAGCUAGAAGAUUACAGGAACAUGCCAGAUAUCAGGACCUGGCUAAAUCGUCGGAAAACAGAUAUCAUAACGGCGAUCAUUCGAACAGUUUCACUCUUAGUCAGCAGUAUCAUAAACAGUUUGCGACUGCACACAGUACACCUUCAGCUUCGCCGCAACAUCACAAUGUUCACCGGCAAAUAUCUCAGUUGCUAGACAAUGCUGCCACAAAUAAGAGGGUGUCCCUCGUCAGCCUUCAGCAAAUGGAUUGCGGUGUGGGUGGCGGACGGGAACGUAAAACCAGCGUCACCCAUGCACCGGUAGCGGCCCCGCCUGCUGACGACAUGGAACCUCAAAAUAUUUCCUUUAUUGGUAAUAGCGUAGACACGGCGCUAAGUGAAGGUCUCAGUCGCAUCAACAUAGUCUCAGGAACUCGCACAUAUAGAAUUCCAUCACCCACACGUCCACAUAUUUCUCGAAAUUCAUUUCAACCAUCAUCUUCGCCACCUGUCGCUUCUGAACUUCUAGACGAACCGACGGAUGUAGAUGAUACUAGUCAGAAGAAAGGUUUCUAUAUUAGUUUUGAUAAUGAUCAGCCGAAAAGAACAAAACCACCUCUUAGAACAAAAAGAAUGUCUCCCAAAAAGGAAAGGAGCUUCAUUGUUGACGCGAGUGAUGAAAUCGAUGAUGUUCCAAGGCCACCCGAAAGACAAGAGAAAUCAGAAAAUCGAAUAAACGAGGGGAGAUUUAGUAAUCAAAGUCAAAAAAUGGAUUAUUUAAUUGGUCAGGAGCGGGAAAAGUUAAGAGCAAAACGAGAGGCUAGUCAAGAAAAGCAGAAAGUGGCAGCUGCCAGUGCGAUAGUUAUAGGAAAUGAGCUCACAAAUCCCAAUCCGGAGGUGGUUGAUGAAUUGGAAAGAAAGAAGGAGCGGUUAUUAAUGUUAUCAUUGCAACGGAGACAGCAACAAGAAGAGGCAAAAGCUAAGAAAGAAGCGGAAACACAGAGACGGAGGGAAUUUGAAAAGGCGAAAGAAGAAGAGAAAGCUAGAAAGAAAGAGGAGCAGGCGGCGAGGCGAGCUGCCAUCUUGGAGCAGUACAAGUUGAAAAAAGCGAUUGAAGAAGCUGAAAGAGAAGGAAAGAUUCUAGAUAAACAAGAACUGUUAAGUCUCAAACCAACACCAAAAAUGCGUUCCAAAGGCACCACUCGCCCCAGGCCAAAAACGAUUCACAUAGACAGUGGUUCAGUGCAGCUCGCUGAAGGCCUGUCAAGUAGGGAUAGAAAGGGCUCUACGUCAAAUCUGACUGCUUAUUCACCGGCAACUAUGAAGCGCGAUUAUUACCGAGGGUCUCAAGAUAGUUUAAACGACAGAAGCAUGAGCAGCAAUAUGCUUUAUAGAGAUUCACCAGAUGACAGCCACGGUAUGUCACCUUGCCACAGUGCAAAUCAGACUUUAGGAAGACGGAGUUCAUACAAAACCAGUAGAGACCCCUCCCCCGCCCAGGUCCGUGGCAGACCUAAGAUUUCAACUUAUCAAAACUUUAAAGGGCGCAAGUCUAGCUCUAUGAUGAAUUUGUAUGGCUCAAGUACUGAUCAAGACAGCUUAGCUUAUAGAUUUGGUGAUACAGAUUCAGGUUUGGGCAGAGCUACACCGCCACGAAGAGCCCCCUCUCCAGGGAUGUCUCUGCGACACCUUCCCUCUCCUUCUGGACCGGGUAGCCUCCCCGGUUUAAUGUCGAAGGGUCGAAGAGCAUUUGAUGACGGAUCCAGCGAUAUUAGUUCGACGCCUAGUAGUAUGAUGGAUUAUUCAGGUCCAAAGUUGUAUAAGCAGCCCGCUACCAAAUCUAAUCGUAGCAUUAUGCUAAAUGCCGUCGAAUAUUGCGUAUUUCCAGGCGUAGUCAAUCGAGAAGCAAAAAGGAGAGUUCUAGAAGAAAUAAACAGAUCAGAAAGCAAACAUUUUCUCAUUUUAUUUCGGGACGCCGGCUGUCAGUUUCGAGCUCUCUAUUCAUACUGUCCCGAUACAGAAGCAGUUAACAAAUUAUACGGCACUGGCCCAAAACAAGUGAAUGAUAAGAUGUUCGACAGAUUUUUUAAGUAUAACUCAGGUGGCAAAUGCUUUUCACAGGUGCACACUAAACAUUUGACUGUUACAAUAGACGCAUUUACAAUUCAUAAUUCGUUAUGGCAGGGUAAAAAAGUUAAUUUGCCUAAUAAGAAAGAUAUGGCUCUUGUUGUGUAGUGACAUUUGAGCACGUUUUUUUUUCUCGCUUUAUUAUUAGAUAUUUUCUAUUGUUAUCGCGACUUACAAUAAUUUUUUUUACUCCCUUUUUUCUAAUUGCCUGCUGCAGUUUAUUUAUGAAGCCUAUUAUUAGAAACUUUAUACAUUAGCAAUUGGUUACCUACUAGAUUUUAAACAGCGAAAAUGUGAUUUAAAAAUGUUUGUCUUCGUGCAGUCAUUGUUAAAAAGUCAAAAAUCCAUUUUCGGAUCUAAUCGAAAUAUCUUUAAGGUAACCCCUUGCUGUUUUACUAGGAAUUAAUUUUUGUACCCAAUUCAUUAUUUUUAAUGCUACUUAUAAAUAUUUUUUGUACCAUGUGCCUUUUGUAUUUGUAUAUUUGAAGUAUUUCUUUGCUUUUCGUUAUUGAACAAAGCUUUUUAUUUAUGCCAAUUUAGUCAAAAUUAAUCAAGCUUAAAUUAUUUAAAAAAAAGAAUCAUUCCAUUACAAUUGAUUAGAAUUUGGCUCUCAUUUGACAUCAGUGUUGUAUAUUUUUAUUUGGUUCAACCCCUCCUACUUAUGAUUUUCUGUUUAUUCUUCCAUUGUACUUUAAGAAACCCUUACAGUCUUAUGUAACUGAUAUGAGUGUAUUUACAUUAAUAGUUUUUUUGUCUGUAAAUAUGAUUUUAUAAUAUAUAGAUAUUUAUUAAUACACAAAAUGAGUCAAAAAUACUUUAAUAAAAUUGC
Molecule: messenger RNA, 6080 nt
Organism: Cylas formicarius (sweet potato weevil)
Lineage: Eukaryota; Metazoa; Arthropoda; Insecta; Coleoptera; Brentidae
Gene: Patronin
Product: patronin
Exons: 27
Coding region: 248-5359 (1703 amino acids)
Biological process (GO): cytoplasmic microtubule organization; negative regulation of microtubule depolymerization; neuron projection development
Cellular component (GO): microtubule minus-end
Molecular function (GO): spectrin binding; calmodulin binding; microtubule minus-end binding
Source: RefSeq, a predicted model, not a curated record